AGACGAAUCAAGAACACAAGCCGACGACACGGCCGCAGACAAUUAUUCUCGAGAUCACCACGGAUGGAUCAGGACACGGCGAAGCCUUCUCCCCCUGUUCUCCUUCCCAGGAGCCUCUCCGCCGCCGUCACCUACUGCUGCGGGGCGUGCGGGUACGACCUGAAGCUGAGCUCGAACGCGCGGGAGUACACGGCGGACGGCAUCGUCGGGCGAGGCAGGGCGGCGACGGUGGCGUUCGGCGCCAUCGACGACGACCGGUUCGGCCACCUGGACGAGUUCCGGUGCCUCGACGUCCGCGCGCGCCGCCUCUUCGCGCGCCGGACCAGGCUCCUCUGCCGCAAGUGCGGCGCGCACCUCGGCUUCGGCUACGACGACACCGCCGCCGCCCGCAGGCCGCCACGGUACCUCAUCAAGAUCCGCGCACUCCACCCGGCCUCCUCCGACUCCGAUGGUGGCGCCCACGUGGCUCCACGGCAGCCGUCCGAUGAAUGACGACGCGCCGUUGGACGCCGCGUGAGACCUGUUGUUAUCAACCGGAUCUUUGCUUCUGGUUGGUUGCCGCCCCUCCUGCAGCCUUCUUCUUGUGCAGCUUCCUCUGUCUCUUUUGUGAUUUUUGUUGUCUUCUUGCCUUGCUUUUUCUUUCUCUUCACGCGUUGCCCUGUCGCUCUCGAGGCGGUUCUUUCAAGUCCCUCGGUCGAUCGCGUGAGUCUGAAGAAAUGUACAAACAGAUUGAUUAUUGGUUGAUUGAUGGGCAUCAUUUUCUUUACGUCUUUCCUUCUCUAUUAAAUAAUGAAGGGAAAUUAUACGUC
Molecule: messenger RNA, 809 nt
Organism: Brachypodium distachyon (stiff brome)
Lineage: Eukaryota; Viridiplantae; Streptophyta; Magnoliopsida; Poales; Poaceae
Exons: 2
Coding region: 64-492 (142 amino acids)
Source: RefSeq, a predicted model, not a curated record